Medioppia subpectinata is the source of this 1277-nucleotide messenger RNA. Lineage: Eukaryota; Metazoa; Arthropoda; Arachnida; Sarcoptiformes; Oppiidae. The record is from the annotation of a GenBank genome assembly.
AUGUUCAAAACCCGAAAAGUGGACGAAUUUGGCGGACAGACGGGUAAUGAUGAACAGAGCGAAGACGUGGUGAUCACCGAAGAGAAGAUUGUCGGCGACGACGGCGUCGAGAGGACUAUCAUUAAGAAGACAACCACUCGUCGAUCGGUUCAGACCCAGAAUGUAACCCAAGGGGCGAGAGUUACGACAGUUAAGAGGACAGUCACCGACAGUAAUGGUCGACAGAUUACCCACGAGUUUAAAUCGGAUGACUUUAAAGGUUUGGACGAUUUUAAACACUUGGGUAUUGAUAAUAAGGAGGCGCUGCCCAUCGAGAACCGCAAGUCAAGGUCCGGCUCUACCUCUUCUUCCUCGUCGUCGGACGACGGCAUCAAAGAUAGGAUUAAAUCGUUUUUUGGCGGAAAAUCAAAGGAUAAGUCAAAGGAGAAGAAGGAUGAGAAACACUCCGCCAUUAAAGACAAGUCGGAGCCCUCGUCGCCGACCCAUACGUCUCACGACACGCCCUCUUCUCAUCCAACAGACGACGACAAAGAGUUUGCCGAAGAGUGUCUCAAAUGGCAUAACUAUUAUCGCGAGAAACACGGCGUCAAACCAUUGAAACUCUCUCAUAAAUUGUGCGAAUACGCGGAGGAAUGGGCUAAAGAGAUCGCGAAGAAGGACUCUCUUGAACACCGACCACAUAAUACUUACGGCGAGAAUAUAUUCAUGAAGUGGUCGUCUAAUCCCCACUUCAAGAUCGCAGGUAGGGAUCCGGUGGACAACUGGUACGCGGAGAUCAAAGACCACACAUUUGGCAGAGAGCCCACAUCAUUAGCAUCGGGUCAUUUCACGCAAGUCGUAUGGAAAGAGAGCGAAGAGUUAGGUGUGGCUAAAGCCCGGACCAAAACAGGCAAGAUUGUAGUGGUGGCCAACUAUAACCCGGCGGGCAAUAUGUUGGGCGACUUCGCGACCAACGUUCUCCCCGCCAAACAUUGAUAUUAUUAUAUAUAGUCUAAUAUUAAUAACAUUGUUAUUAUUAUUAUUAUUAUUAAAAAGUCUAAUCAAAUGAUAAAAUUCCACACAUUUAGCGAUAAAGUAAUUGAGAUGAAGAUUAUAAACAUACAUAUCAACGAAAUUUACAAAUAAUUCCAUAUAUACUAUGAAAAACACUAAUAAAAAGUGUUUAAUUUGUUAUUUAAUGAAAUGAUUUAUUAAUUAUAUUAUAAAAUGUUAUAAAUUAUAUGAAUUUAUUGCCAACAAUAAAAACAAUCCGUUUUUUCUAGAUAUAAAAUCAUAAA